GAGAGUAUCAAACGGCAAAACCUGAUGAAGCUCUUCAAAAGAUUCCUAUCUGUUUUUUAGUGAACCAAACCAAACGUUAGUUAUUUUCUUUUAACUGUACGCAAAGGCGAUUAAAGAGCCAGAAGGGUUUCACUUCUUUGGAUUAUCAUCAUCAUCAAACAUUAUCUGAGGUAGUUAUUCUUCCAUGGCUGCCAACAUUUAUCUGCUUCGGUCACCUCCUUCUUUUCAGGCCAUGAUUCACACGACUAGGCUCAGACCCACUACCUUCUCCUCCUCCUCUUCCUCUUCUGCUUCAUACCCAAUUGGACUAAGAGGUAAUAAUCAUAUGGGGUUGUCUGUAAUUACAUGUUCUUCUUCAAAUGGGAGAGAGCCUGACUCGGAUAGUGAAGUGAAGAAGGUUGAGGAAAUACUGGCACAGAGGAAGCGCGCUGAGCUCUCUGCUCGAAUUGCCUCUGGAGAUUUUACUGUAAAGAAAUCCGGUUUCCCAUCUCAAGUGAAGAAUGGUUUGUCAAAGUUGGGAGUUCCUAAAGAGACAUUAGAAUUUUUGUUUAGUUGGGUUGAAGACAGUGGAGACUAUCCUAAAGUUCCAGAGGCAAAAGGGUCUGUUAGAGCUGUCCAAAGCGAGGCCUUCUUUAUCCCCUUGUACGAGCUUUUCACCACAUAUGGUGGAAUUUUUAGAUUGACUUUUGGACCCAAGUCAUUUUUAAUAGUGUCUGAUCCUUCCAUCGCUAAACAUAUACUGAGGGAUAAUUCAAAGGCAUAUUCAAAGGGAAUCUUGGCUGAAAUUUUAGAGUUUGUCAUGGGGAAGGGACUUAUCCCAGCUGAUGGGGAAAUAUGGCGUGUUCGUCGACGUACUAUUGUUCCAGCAUUGCAUCUCAAGUAUGUAGCAGCUAUGAUCAAUCUCUUUGGACAAGCUACAGAUAAGCUUUGUCAGAAGCUAGAUGCUGCUGCAAGUGAUGGGGAAGAUGUUGAAAUGGAAUCGCUCUUUUCUCGUUUGACAUUGGAUAUCAUCGGCAAGGCACUUUUUAACUAUGAUUUUGAUUCUCUGACUAAUGAUACUGGGAUAGUUGAGGCUGUUUAUACUGUCCUAAGAGAAGCAGAGGAUCGGAGUAUCUCACCCAUUCCAGUCUGGGAGAUCCCAAUAUGGAAGGACAUAUCACCAAGGCAAAGGAAGGUUUCUAAAGCUCUCAAAUUAAUCAAUGACACGCUUGAUAAUCUGAUUGCAAUAUGCAAGAGGAUGGUUGAUGAAGAAGAGCUGCAAUUUCACGAGGAAUACAUGAAUGAAAAGGAUCCUAGUAUUCUUCACUUUCUUUUGGCCUCAGGAGAUGACGUUUCGAGCAAGCAACUUCGUGAUGACUUGAUGACAAUGCUUAUUGCUGGGCAUGAGACAUCAGCUGCGGUUUUAACAUGGACAUUUUAUCUUUUAUCCAAGGAGCCUCGGGUUGUCGCUAAGCUUCAAGAGGAGGUUGAUUCAGUUCUAGGUGAUCGGUAUCCAACCAUUGAUGACAUGAAGAAACUCAAGUAUGCGACUCGAGUGAUCAAUGAAUCUCUAAGGCUUUACCCACAACCACCAGUGCUAAUCCGUCGCUCUAUUGACAACGACAUGCUCGGUCAAUACCCUAUAAAAAGAGGAGAGGACAUAUUUAUUUCUGUCUGGAAUCUGCAUCGUAGCCCAAAUCAUUGGGAAAAUGCAGACAAGUUCAUACCUGAAAGAUGGCCCUUGGAUGGACCUAAUCCAAAUGAGACUAAUCAAGGUUUCAGUUAUUUGCCCUUCGGAGGAGGACCCCGAAAAUGUGUUGGUGACAUGUUUGCUACCUAUGAGACUGUAGUGGCGCUUGCUAUGCUUGUUCGAAGAUUUAACUUCCAAAUGGCAGUUGGAGCCCCUGAAGUAAAAAUGACAACAGGAGCAACAAUUCACACAACGGACGGGUUGAACAUGACGGUGACUAGAAGAGUAAAACCGCUGAUAGUGCCCAAAUUGGAGACGCAAGCAUUGAAUUUGGAUUCAUCAGCAGUUUCUGGUGUUACUGGGAACGAUCCACUCGUUGGCCAGACCGGUUAAGUUUCUUCUUCUGUACAUUCAUGGUGCAGCUCCCCAGCUACAUAUUACUUGUAGAAUAUUACAUGUGACAUUUAUUCUAAAGGGAAAGCAAUUCAAAAAGGAAAAGAGUUAAUUGAUAGA
Molecule: messenger RNA, 2182 nt
Organism: Humulus lupulus (European hop)
Lineage: Eukaryota; Viridiplantae; Streptophyta; Magnoliopsida; Rosales; Cannabaceae
Product: protein LUTEIN DEFICIENT 5, chloroplastic
Exons: 15
Coding region: 185-2062 (625 amino acids)
Biological process (GO): xanthophyll biosynthetic process
Cellular component (GO): chloroplast
Molecular function (GO): heme binding; oxidoreductase activity, acting on paired donors, with incorporation or reduction of molecular oxygen; iron ion binding
Source: RefSeq, a predicted model, not a curated record